This is a messenger RNA of Trichomonas vaginalis G3, 597 nucleotides long. RefSeq lists its product as uncharacterized. The record is from RefSeq and is a predicted model, not a curated record. NCBI's taxonomy places the organism in Eukaryota, Parabasalia, Trichomonadida, Trichomonadidae. The annotation marks the transcript as partial. The transcript has a single exon.
AUGAUGAAACCAACCAAAAUUCAAGAAAGUCAGUAUACUUAUGAAUAUCCAAGACACUGGGUAGAGUAUGUAGGAGGUGAGAAAGCUAUUGAAAUCAGACAGGUUCGAAGUAUUCCAGCAGGAAGAACAAUAUUAUUGAAGAACUUUAAUGUUUUGAGAUAUAAUGAUGAAACAAAGAAGCAAGAUAGUUUCCCUGUUGCUGUGUAUGUGAACUUAGAUACAGGAGAUGACAUGAAAGUUUUUAUUACAAAGCUUCAAACGGUAGUGAGAGAACAACUGACUUCGGAAGGGCAUCCAUUACCUUCAGAAGUUACCAUAGCAUAUAAUUUUGAAACAAACUCAAUAGAUUUUAAAGUCAUCUCUGCAAAGAAGUCAGGAUUUACAUUUAAUGAAGCAGAUGUAUAUUCGAAUGAAAACUUCAAAGCUAUUGCAUGGUUAGAUAAUGACGAUUGCUUUAAGAAAAUAUUUAAAUACAGUGACUCAACGAUGUCAAUAGAUGACCUUCGUGGAAUGUUACCAUCGACGUUUACAGUAGAAGGUUCAGCAGGAUUGCUUACAAGAUUGUCAAUUGGUGGCAUUUGGUCUCGUGAGAACAUU